Molecule: messenger RNA, 1444 nt
Organism: Periconia digitata
Lineage: Eukaryota; Fungi; Ascomycota; Dothideomycetes; Pleosporales; Periconiaceae
Source: the annotation of a GenBank genome assembly
UUUGGCCGCAUGAUAAAGACCAGCGCUCCGAUUCGCUGAAUGGUCCUGAACUAGAGUGUAGGAAUAUCAUUGCAAGGUGGCUAAGCGUUUUUUUGGGGAGGUUUCUUUUCGGAAAACAACGUUAUAUUCAACCUUGGUACCUGCUCGACUCACCGGCCUGGAACUCAGCUCUUUACGAUCAACACGAGUUGGAAAAUUGCCUCACUUUUGGAUUGUUUUUUUCCUUGGGUAGCCACCUGGUCUUUGUGAAAGAGUACGGAGAUACCACGACGACUACUACUACAAUCGCAUCAGUCAUCCAGUAUCCAUUCAUUAAUUGCUCAUCCACCCAUUCAAACACCUACCUCCACCGACCCUUCUCAAACCCACCAUCACAACUCCAACUCCAACUCCAACAAAAAAACAUGUCGACCCAAGAAAAAGAACCCUCCCCACCUCCAUACUCGGAAUCCACAGCCCAACAAUCCCCAUACUCUUCCCUGGCAACAUCAUCAACAUCAACAAGCCACCCACCACCCUCCUCAAACCUCCUCACGCAGCUCUCGUCCGUCCGCGCAACCCACCUCCACACCAUCAUAACAUCCCACAUUCUCCCACUGAUCGAACAGCAAGCCACCUACGGCAUCUCGGAAACCAACAUCGCCCUGCUCCCCUCAGACGUCUCCCUCCCCAUCCACACAGCCCCCGAGAAAUCCGAAUUCAGCUUCGACACCACCGACGACGCCACAGAGAAGAAGCUGGAAAUCAUAGGCUUCAGUUCAGACGAAGAACCGAAAUUGAUACGCCUCGAAGGUUCGAUGAAUAAAACUGAGUUCUGGAGAGUCCCCGCUGUGGUCGAGGAUAUGGAGGAAAGGUUGAGGGCAUGUUUGAAUGCUGCUGCUGCACAAGCUGUCACAGCGUCGUCUUCUCAGCAGCAGCAGCAGGUAUCUUCUUCUGCGCCGCGGGGAGUAACGAAACGAGGGUUUUUGGGUAAACUGGCGAAUUUCAUUGAGCAGGAAAAGAGGUCGUCGCCGUUUGUUGGGAAGGAGGCGGAGCGGGGGAUGGGGCAGGUUGUGGUCAGAGUUAGGCUCGAGGAGAUUUGCUUGAGGACUGUGAAUGAGUUUGGCUUGUACGAUACCUUGUCGAAACCGUGUGUUACCGUGUGGGUGGAUGCAAGGUGUUGAGGAGGAAAGUAGGGAAAUGAGUUGGAGGGUGAUAACGUCAGGUUGCUGUGGGUUUGACUGCGCAUUCGACGUAGUGACGUAUAUGACGUCCCAACGAUCCAGUGGAGAUGUACGGAUUUGUAGUGUUGAGGUUGGGAACCAUGGUACGCUUUUCGCCCUCUGAUAUAAAAAGAGCAGAGUUCUCACAAGGCUUUCUACUUCUAUCAACCCCUACUUGCCUCACGAUGCCACUUAUCCUGGCACCUACCCUGACACCAACACACCGCGACGAGCCCUUCAAC